Penaeus vannamei (Pacific white shrimp) is the source of this 785-nucleotide messenger RNA. RefSeq lists its product as uncharacterized. NCBI's taxonomy places the organism in Eukaryota, Metazoa, Arthropoda, Malacostraca, Decapoda, Penaeidae. The record is from RefSeq and is a predicted model, not a curated record.
GCCAUUCGCCUCCGAUCCCCUCCGGUGCAAGUGUCUUUCGGGCUUCUCUUCUCUGAAACCUCACCAUGAAGCUGUUGAUGUUGCUGGCGCUGGCGGGGCUGGCGAGCUGCAGCACAACCCUGAUCGGAGGCGACCGCGCCAGGGACGUCUCUCUUCGCUACAAGUACUACGACGACGACGGCAAGGAGAUCGAGGUGGAGGUGGAGGCCGAGAGGCUGGGACUCGGCCUCGUCGGCGCGGCGCCCAGGAAAGCCGCGGUCGCCCCUGCCCCUGCCCCUUCCGUCCGCCUUGCCCCCGUGACCGCCGUCCCUUAUUUCGCCCUCCAACCCCAGGCGCCGACCCACUUUGUUCCUGUUGGCACACGGGUACAAGCCAACCUCGUCCCGAACACUCGCAAGGUCGUCCCCUUCGUGCAGCCUCAGGUUGUGACGCGCGUGGUCGAGGUCGCUCCGGCUCCCCAAUUGACCCAUUUCGUCCAGGUAGAAACUCCCAGGGCCCGCUACAUCAGACUAGACGACGACGACGAUGACGACGUCCCAGUCGUGUUCCGCUCCUCUCGCCCCGUGGCUCCCCCUGUCUCCGCCCCCGUGCACCGCCAGGUGACCCUGCGCUCCUCCCUGGCCGCUGUCGACAAGGUCCCCGCGGUCCCCGUCCGCAGGGUUUCGGACAGCAGCGAUGAGGAGUAGGCAGGAAUCACGGUGCUUUGCCUUACACUAGGUCAUCGCCUUAUUCUUAUAAUUUCUUUCCAAAAUUAUACAUUUGUAUUAAUAAAUAUACCAAUAAUA